This is a messenger RNA of Erpetoichthys calabaricus (reedfish), 624 nucleotides long. Its product is annotated as gamma-crystallin M2-like. The record is from RefSeq and is a predicted model, not a curated record. The transcript has 3 exons. Gene Ontology annotation, biological process: lens development in camera-type eye; visual perception. Gene Ontology annotation, molecular function: structural constituent of eye lens. Lineage: Eukaryota; Metazoa; Chordata; Cladistia; Polypteriformes; Polypteridae. The coding region runs from base 61 to 588 and encodes 175 amino acids.
GUAUAUAAGCCUCGCUUGCCAGAGCUCCAUCUGCACUGAACUCAUUCGUGAUACUCCAAUAUGGGCAAGAUUAUCUUUUACGAGGAUAGGAAUUUCCAGGGUCGCUACUAUGAAUGUAGCAGCGACUGUGCUGACCUUCAAACCUACUUCAGUCGUUGCAACUCCAUCCGGGUUGAGAGCGGCUGCUGGAUGGUCUACGAGCGCCCCAACUACAUGGGCUACCAAUACUUCUUGAGAAGAGGAGAGUACCCCGAUUACCAGCGCUGGAUGGGUUUCAAUGACUGUGUCCGCUCCUGCCGUAUAAUUCCGCAGCACCGUGGCUCCUACAGAAUUAGGGUUUACGAGAGAGAGAACUUUGGUGGUCAGAUGAUGGACUUCAUGGAUGACUGUGAGUCUGUUCAGGAUCGUUUCCGCUAUCAAGACAUCCACUCUUGCAACGUGAUGGACGGCUACUGGAUCAUGUAUGAGCAGCCCAACUACAGAGGACGCCAGUACUUUCUGAGGCCCGGCGAGUACAGGAGAUACACUGACUGGGGAGGCAUGAACCCUAGGAUUGGCUCCUUCAGGCGUAUCACAGAUUUCUGUUAAAAUUGGAACUAAUGAUGACUUUGAAAUAAAAGAAUA